Anthostomella pinea is the source of this 1728-nucleotide messenger RNA. The record is from the annotation of a GenBank genome assembly. Lineage: Eukaryota; Fungi; Ascomycota; Sordariomycetes; Xylariales; Xylariaceae.
AUGGCUAUCGAGACGACAGACCAAGACAGGACCCCUGGGACCGAGCUCCUCAUUGACGUGAACAAGUCACUUGACAUGUCUCAUGUCAACGGCGGAAGCUCAGAUCUUGUCCUUAUUCCACAGCCGACAGAGUGUGGUGGAGAUACCCUCAGAUGGCCAAAACGGAAGAAGUACUACCAGUUGUUUCUGGUAGCACUCUAUGCUUGUGCCUUCUCCUUUGGUGAGAACACACUCGGAGCGGCAUGGACAACCGUCAGCGAGGAUACCGGCGUCACUUUGACCAACAUGAACGGCGGUAGUGCCUUGAACUACCUCCUGCUGGGGUUCGUGAACAUCUGGUGGAUCCCACUUGCCAACAAGAUCGGUCGCCGGUUCAUAUUCCUCACUACCACACUCAUCUGCAUGGGCGCCGGUGCAUGGCUUGGGAGCUUCAAUGGGACUGCCCAGUGGAUGCUCGCUAUGGUUCUCAAUGGGAUCGGCACAUCGGCCUAUCAGGCAGUCAUACAACUUGCGAUCUUCGACAUGUUCUACGUCCAUGACCGAGGUCGAAUGUUGUCGGUUUACUUGUUCGGGCAGCAGCUCGGUUCCAUCCUAGGAUUGAUCUCAGGCGGCAGCAUCGCCGAUACGGUCGGCUGGAGGUGGUCUCAAUACAUAGUAACCAUCAUUGAUGCCACCGUAUUCAUUCUUCUCUUCUUUUCCUUCGAGGAGACCCUGUUCCCUCGGUUCCUAUUCAACGCCCAACCCACUCCCGCCAUUGGAGCCAUCAACAGGGUAUCCGAGGAGGCCGGUGACGUUAAAGGCGACGACAAAAAGGAUCUCCGAACGGUGACAAACACGAGCCACAACCCGGGCUUCAUCGAUGACUACCCCAAGCGGACAUACCUCCAAAAGCUCAAGCCCUGGGUGCACUACCCGCAGAACCGUACUACGUACUGGCAGUACUUUCGCCGUCCGCUCUUCCUUUGGGGCUUCCCGAAUGUUGUGAUCGCUGGCUUCAUCUUCGCCUUCGGCUGCACGGCAGGCAUCGUCUCCUUCAACACCAUCUCAGAGAUCCUGACCGAACCGCCCUACAACUUCAGCACCACAGCGACCGGUCUCGUCUUCUUCGCAGCCCUGAUCGGAAACUGUGUAGGAUGGGCUACGGGCUUGAUGAGUGACCACCUCGUCAUCUUUCUGGCUCGCAGAAAUGGCGGCGUCAGGGAGCCCGAGAUGCGGCUGUACAUGUUGAUCCCCUGUGCUGUUUAUGCUGCUCUGGGCUAUAUGCUUUACGGGUGGGGAGCCCAGACGGGCAUCCAUUGGAUUGGUCUUGCGAUCGGAAUCGGUGCUAUGAUAUCGCAUCAGGUCGGCGCGUGCGCGAUUGCUACUGCUUACGCGAUGGAAUGCUUCCCGGGCGUAAGUUCAAACUUUACACCAGCCCCCAAGCUCGACUUUAACUCGCGCAUGGCGAAAGCCAUAGUCCAUAGGCUAACAGAGAAACCGCAGAUUUCCGGCGAACUGGUCGUCGUCCUCGCCAUGUGUUCGUCUAUGGUCAACUUCGCCAUCUCCUACUCCGUGCAGCCAUUCAUCGAUGCUGCAGGAUACGGCUGGCCAUUCUUCUUCUACGGCAUGUGCGUGCUUGCCUCCAUGGCUGCAGCGGUGCCUCUGAUUUUCUAUGGUAAGAAGUGGCGGAAAGCCAAGGCGGCGCGCUACUACAGCUUCUUGGAGGAAGUUGACGGUUCGACGGAUUGA